Messenger RNA from Glycine soja, 2223 nucleotides. RefSeq names its product root phototropism protein 2. Bases 236 to 1957 code for a protein of 573 amino acids. Lineage: Eukaryota; Viridiplantae; Streptophyta; Magnoliopsida; Fabales; Fabaceae. The transcript is spliced from 4 exons. The record is from RefSeq and is a predicted model, not a curated record. Gene Ontology annotation, molecular function: protein binding.
AAAAGUAAGAUACCGGAUCGAUUAACAUCACAAAACCUGGACCACAAUCACAAACUCUCAAGUUCAUCCCAUGAACAUUCAAUCAUAAUAACGAAGUGAGGCUACAGUGUUCAAAAUCCCUUUAUAAUAGCCCCCACCAUGGAACCUAUAGUUUAUCCCAAUCUCAUCAGUUCCAUUCUCUUUGCCUGCCUAGUUUCUGUCCAAUUCCCAAAACCAAAACCAGCCACACAAGCUCAUGGCAACUCCCAAUAACAGACUCUCUCUUGCCAUGGAGAGAACUGGGCAAUGGGUUUUCUCUCAAGACAUACCAACUGAUGUUAUAGUUGAAGUUGGAGAAACCAUUUUCUCUCUGCACAAGUUCAUGCUAGUGGCAAAGAGCAACUACAUAAGAAAACUGAUAUUGGAAUCAAAUGAGGGCGAACUCACCAGAAUCUACCUCUCUGACAUACCAGGAGGCCCUUCAAUCUUCGAGAAAACCGCGAAAUUCUGUUACGGCGUCAACUUCGAGAUAACUGUCCACAACGUCGCCGUUUUGCGAUGCGCCGCGGAGUUCCUCCAGAUGACGGAUCAGUACUGCGAAAACAACCUCGCCAGCCGGACGGAGGAGUUUCUCACGCAGGUCGCGUUCUUCACUCUAACCGGCGCCGUUACGGUGCUCAAGUCCUGCCGCCACCUCCUCCCCUACGCCGAUGAAAUCAACGUUGUGAAACGCUGCGUCGAGGCCGUCAGCGCCAAGGCCUGCAGCGAGGCCAACUUCCCCAGCCGCUCGCCACCGAACUGGUGGACGGAGGAGCUCGCCGUCCUCGACAUCGAUUUCUUCGGCAACGUCAUCGUCGCCAUGAAGCAGCGAGGCGCGAAGCCUCUCACCGUCGCCGCUGCGAUCGUCACCUACACUGAGCGCGCUCUACGUGAUCUCGUCCGCGACCACACCGGCAACGGAAUCCGGUACACAGAUCCCGGCGAUUCCGAUUCCAGAUCCAAACAACGGAAGCUUCUGGAAGCAAUCGUGGAUCUAUUCCCCUCGGAGAAAGCCGCGUUUCCGAUCCACUUCCUCUGCUGCCUCCUCCGCUGCGCGAUCUACCUCCGCGCCUCCGCCACCUGCAAAACCGAGCUCGAGAAGCGGAUCUCGGCGAUUCUCGAGCACGUCACCGUCGACAACCUCCUCGUCCUCUCCUUCACAUACGACGGCGAGAGACUCUUCGAUCUCGAAAGCGUGAGAAGAAUAAUAUCAGAAUUCGUAGAAAAAGAAAAAGGCAACGCGGUUUUCACCACCGCCGAGUUCAAAGAGCCUUGCUCCGCCACGAUGCAGCGGGUCGCGAGGACCGUCGACGCAUACCUCUCCGAGAUCGCCGCCUACGGCGAUCUCAGCAUCUCGAAGUUCAACGGCAUCGCUAUUCUGGUUCCUAAGAAUGCGCGUAAGGUCGACGACGAUAUCUACCGUGCCGUUGAUAUCUAUCUCAAGGCGCAUCCGAAGCUGGAUGAGAUAGAGAGAGAGAAGGUGUGCAGCGUGAUGGAUCCGUUGAAGCUUUCAUACGAGGCGCGUGUGCACGCGUCGCAGAACAAGCGGUUGCCGGUGCAGAUUGUGCUGCACGCGCUUUACUACGACCAGUUGCGGCUGAGGAGCGGGGCGGAGGAGCGUGACGUGGAGCCGGAGAAGAAUCAGCUUCAGAUGGACGUGUCCUUGGUGAGGGAGAACGAAGAGUUAAGAACUGAACUAAUGAAGAUGAAGAUGUACAUUUCGGAUUUGCAGAAUAAGAACACUAAUAAUGACGCGAACCCUCAGGGACAUGGAACGACGUCGUCUGCCACCCCCAAGAAGGCCACGUUCUUCUCUUCCGUGUCUAAGACGCUGGGGAAGUUGAACCCCUUCAGAAACGGGUCCAAGGAUACGACCCAUUUGGAAGAUGCUAGCGUGGAUUUGACCAAGCCCAGAAGGAGAAGGUUCUCUAUGUCUUAGACCAAGUUAGAAUUGAAUUAAAUUAUGAGCAUAUAUUAUGCGAGGUUCAUCAUGGUUUCCUUUUUCAGAAUAUGCAAUUUGUGUUGUGUAUGUACAGAAUUCAUAUAGUUUUCACGGUACGUUUCUUAGGGAUCAUGGAUCAUGCCAAUAUUCAUGAUAUUGGGUGCUCUGAUUCUUGCGAUCUUCUCAUCAUAGUGUGUGAAUUAAUUGUUUAAUACACUGUGUAUAUGUUAUUAAGGAAAAAACUUUUGCAGUCACUUCAUACA